AUGAAACGUUUUAUCAUCCACUUGCUGCUGCUAUCGGUGGCGGCAAGUCGUACUGGUGUUCUAGCACAAGAUUAUCGCCUACCCAAAGUAGUUAUACCCGAUGCCUACGAUAUUGCCAUCAAACCUUAUCUACAGGCAGGUGAUGGCAGCGACAAACAAUUUACCUUCGACGGUGAGGUCAACAUAACUCUGCAUGCCAUUGAGGAUAAGAUACAGCAGAUUACAUUGCAUAAGGAUUAUAUUGAAAUUUUGGAUACGAUCCUUUAUGAUACUGAGGGAAAGGUGGUUGAAAGAGUUGGGAAGGAGAAAUUGGUGUACGAGUCAAUUACCGAUAAGCUCACGGUACCUUUGCAAACCCCAUUGACGAAGAAUUCGAAUUAUGUUUUGUAUUUCAAAUAUGUUGGACAAAUACGCAGCGGCUUGGCUGGCGUAUUCCGCGGUACAUAUGACAAUGAAAAUUGGUAUGCCAUUACUCAAUUCCAACGCAUUGAUGCACGCACCGGUUUCCCAUGUUUCGAUGAGCCGCAAUUCAAGGCCACAUAUCGUAUGCGUAUCACCCGGCCCAAGGAGUAUUUAUCGUCCUUUAAUACGAGACUUUUAAAUACUAAAGUUGAGAGUGAUGGUCGUUAUACGGACUAUUUCGAUGUAACUCCGCCGAUGUCAACAUAUUUGGUAGCUUUUGUGGUUGGCGAUUUCGAAGCUGUGGGUGAUGAUGAUUUCAAAUUGAUAAUGCAUCCAUCAUUGAGAAAUAAAACGACAUAUUCGACCGAUGUUGCCCUGAAAACAUUGGCAGCCUUUGAUAAAUAUACUCAACUGCCCUAUAAGACUUUGGGUAAUACUCUGAUGCAAAAGGCAGGUUCAAUGCGUUUUCCUCACAAUGGCAUGGAGAAUUGGGGUCUGGUGAUAUAUCACGACUCAGUUCUAUACCAUGAGCCUGGCUACACAGACGGCUGGUCAGACAAGGAAUUUACUGUGACAAUUUUGUUCCACGAGACAUCGCACAUGUGGUUCGGCAACAGUGUCACCUUUAAAUGGUGGAGUUACUUUUGGCUGAAUGAGGCCUUCGCUCGUUAUUAUCAAUAUUUCUUGGCUCACGAAGCUUACCCCGAAUUCGAAUUGGACAAACAAUUUGUGGUGAAUCAAAUUCAUUUGAUAUUUGGUACCGAUGCUGCCCGAAGUACCCAACCAUUAACUAGUCCCGAAGAAACCAUAAAUAGUCCUUCUGAUUUGGCGUAUAAAUUUAGUGGCAUAACUUAUGCUAAGGGAGCUGCUAUCCUGCGCAUGUUCUCUAAUUUGAUGGGAAAAGAUAACUUCGAUAACUCUAUAAGGGAAUAUUUGAAAGAGAAUCACCUGAAAAACGUAGUUCCUGCUGAUCUUUUCAAACAUUGGAAACAACAUUGGCCCCAGGACCAAGAAGUCAAUUUAGAUCAAUUGUUUAAUGAUUGGACAGAGCAGCCAGGAUUCCCUAUGGUUACCAUUUCCACCACCAAAUCGGGACGGUAUCUUUUGAAACAACAACGAUUCCUGCUUGAUCCCGAAGAUGGCAGUGAUACCACCCUAAAAUAUACCAUACCCAUUACCUAUACCAACGACAAUAAGACGAAUUUUGAGGAUCUCACUCCGAAAUUCUAUUUCAAUAAAACCCAAAAUGAAGUCGAAUUUGGAAAUUCCACAGCCGAUAAAUGGAUUAUUUUGAAUUUACAACAAUCCAAUUAUUAUAGAGUUUUUUAUGAAGCCGACCUCUUGGAGAGAAUACAGAAGGCUUUAUUGGAACGUGAGCACAGUGGUAUCCAUGUCAGUAAUCGUGCCCAUCUCGUGGAUGAUUUGUUCACGUAUGGACGCAUAGGUCUUAUGGGUUAUGAUGAGGUGUUCGCCUUCAUGGAAUAUUUGGGGGGUGAAGUUGAAUAUUUAGCCUGGAAUCCGGCAUUUAAGGCAUUCAAUCUCCUCAGCCAGAGAUUUACUUUGGCACAACACGAAAAAUUUGGUAACUUUUUAUUCGAGAUCAUGUGGGCAGUUUAUUCUAGGUUGGGUUUUGAAAAUCCCCAAGAUACGGUAUUGGAUGUAUACAACCGCAAUAAGGUUAUCUCUUGGAUGUGCAAAUAUCAUCAUGAAGAUUGUACCCGCAGGGCCCAACAACUAUUUAAAUCAUGGGAACCCGCUCAGGUGCCAGCUGAUUUCCAGGAAACUCUUUAUUGUGCUGCCAAUCGCGAUGCCACCUUUGAUAUUUAUCUUGAACUCAAGGAAAUGUUCGAAGGAACCUUAUUCCAACCUCAAAAGGAGAAAAUCUUAAGGGCAAUGGGUUGUACUCGGCAUUAUGUCGAUUUCCAUUAUGCCUAUAUUUUGAGUGAUGGCGUACCACAGUCGAUGAAGACCACUGCCAUUAGUGCCUUGUACAGUCAAACGCCGCAAAAUGUGGAACCUGUAUUUUAUGCUAUCACCGAAACCGUGGAAGUUUUGGCUGCAGUUUUGGACAGCUGGUCAUCAACGGCCCAGGUGAUCAGUGGCAUUGCCAACUACUUCACCACCCAACAUCAAUUGGAUUUGCUAAAGGAAUUCAUUGAUACCAAGGGACAUUUGUUUGGCAGCUCCGUUACGACCCUAGAGACUGCAGUAAAGACGGUGGAAUCAAAUUUGGCGUGGUCCGAAAAACACUUAGGAAAACUAUUCGACUAUUUAGAGAAUCGUAAUUCAGGUGGUUCGAUCCUAAGCAUACCAUCCUUACUUUUGCCAAUUGCGUUAUUUGUUUUAUUGAAUAAAUUCUGGUGA
Molecule: messenger RNA, 2766 nt
Organism: Musca vetustissima
Lineage: Eukaryota; Metazoa; Arthropoda; Insecta; Diptera; Muscidae
Product: membrane alanyl aminopeptidase
Exons: 7
Coding region: 1-2766 (921 amino acids)
Biological process (GO): peptide catabolic process; proteolysis
Cellular component (GO): cytoplasm
Molecular function (GO): zinc ion binding; metalloaminopeptidase activity; peptide binding
Source: RefSeq, a predicted model, not a curated record